Molecule: messenger RNA, 615 nt
Organism: Malassezia pachydermatis
Lineage: Eukaryota; Fungi; Basidiomycota; Malasseziomycetes; Malasseziales; Malasseziaceae
Product: vps20-vaculolar protein sorting
Exons: 5
Coding region: 1-615 (204 amino acids)
Biological process (GO): vesicle budding from membrane; late endosome to vacuole transport via multivesicular body sorting pathway
Cellular component (GO): ESCRT III complex; multivesicular body
Source: RefSeq, a predicted model, not a curated record
AUGGGCGCGCAUCCGUCGAAGGGGCCCAAGAUUACAGAUCAAGACCGUGCAGUACUAGAAUUAAAGCGCCAGCGUGACCGCGUGCGGCAGUAUCAAGUCAAGCUCCAACAUGUGCUGGAUCGCGAACAUGAAUUGGCGCGGCAGGCUCUCCGAGAAGGGAAUAAAGACAGGGCACGAUUGGCACUUCGACGCCGUGCAUAUCAACAGGGCCUUAUUGAUAAAACCGACCAACAAUUAGCUACCUUGCAGGAACUCGUUUCUACCAUUGAGUUUGCUCAACUGGAGCAAAGCAUUGUUUAUGGUCUGGAGCAGGGCAACGAAGUAUUGAAACAAAUUCACAAAGAAACCAGCUUGGAGCGUGUUGAGCGUCUUAUGGACACAACAGCCGAAGCUCAGCAAUAUCAACGUGACGUGGACGACAUGCUAUCAUCUCAUCUCUCCGUCGAGGAGCAAGAGGAAGUGGAAGAGGAGCUGGCAGCCUUGUCUCAAGUGGUGCCAGAUACGCAGGCAACACCAGCCGUCCAGUCUCUCCCGAACGCACCGACCAGCGAGCUAGUCGGGCCCCAGCUCAAAACACCCAUGCCAGAGAGAAGCAUGGUCGCAGACUUGUCCUAA